AUGGCAAGUACAGGGUUAAGUUUGGUGCUUUUUCUUGUAAGCAAUACAUUUGCAUCCUUGCUACCUGUAAAACUACCUCCUCAAGGUCCUUGGGUUUCCUUGAAACCUACUUUACAGACACCUGGUCAGGUUGAUAAAUGCCAAGUGCAAGACUAUGAAAGGGUUCCUUGUGGGGAACCUGGUAUAAAGGCUACACCAUGCAAUGCUAUAAACUGCUGUUUUGAUAGACAGGGGUGCUAUUAUGGGAAAAUUGUGACUGUCCAGUGUACCCUUGAUGGCCAGUUUGUGGUGGUGGUAGCCAGAGAUGUAACAGUUCCCAGGAUAAGCCUGGAUUCUAUCAGCCUGUUGGGAGGAAAUGCAGGACCCUGUAGUCCUGUUGACUCCAAUACAGCCUUUGCUAUAUACCAGUUUCCUGUAACUGCUUGUGGGACUACCAUGAAGGUAGAACUUGGUUAUGUGGUUUAUGAAAACAAGAUGCUUUCCUCUUAUGAAGUUGGAGUUGGACCUCGUGGCUCAAUUACAAGAGACACUCACUAUGAGUUUUACUUCCAGUGUAAAUAUUCAGGUGUUGGUUUUGGGGCUCUAGCUAUUGAGACUUCAUCCAAUCUUGAUCCUCUGCCUGUUGUUGCUUCUGGACCAUUCCAAGUAGAACUAAGGCUAGGAAAAGGCUUGUGUGUCACCAAGGGUUGUGUAGAAGAACAAGUAGCUUAUACCUCCUACUACAGUGCUACUGACCACUCUGUGACAAAGGUUCUGCGGGAGCCUGUGUAUGUUGAAGUACACAUUGCUGGGAGAACUGACCCAAAUAUUAUCCUUGUUUUGGGUAACUGCUGGGCAACCACUUCCCCUAACCCCUACAGCCUUCCCCAGUGGGACCUUCUGGUGAAUGGAUGCCCAUCUGAAGAUGACCAUUAUCUGACCAAGCUGAUACCAGUGACUGGGGCAUCUGGGCUUGCAUACCCUACCCAUUACAGACGCUUUGUCCUGAAGAUGUUUACAUUUGUGGAUCAGGCCUCUGUGACUCCACUGCUAGAGAUGCUCUACAUCCACUGCAGUACAUCUGUCUGUCUUCCGAGUACACAAGACUCCUGUGAGCCAAUGUGCACUAGAAAAAGAGAUCUUGCUAUAACAGAAGAGGGCUCUCCUGGUGUAUCAGGAAUGGUGUCAAGUGGAGGAGUGAUCUUUACUCAAGCUCAGAAGUUUCUUUGA
Molecule: messenger RNA, 1209 nt
Organism: Neoarius graeffei (lesser salmon catfish)
Lineage: Eukaryota; Metazoa; Chordata; Actinopteri; Siluriformes; Ariidae
Product: zona pellucida sperm-binding protein 4-like
Exons: 8
Coding region: 1-1209 (402 amino acids)
Biological process (GO): prevention of polyspermy; binding of sperm to zona pellucida
Cellular component (GO): egg coat
Molecular function (GO): acrosin binding; structural constituent of egg coat
Source: RefSeq, a predicted model, not a curated record